CGGUGACUACCGCACCGAAGCAGCCAACAAGCACGUCUUCAAGUGCCCCCGUGCAGUCCAUGGCCUUCCGGCGGAGCCCCUCCGCACAGACCGCCCUCCAGGUCCUGGCACUUACACACUGCCCAGGCUGAUGGGGCCCAACACAGCCUACACAUCGGCCAGCCCCUGCUACUCCAUGAGGGGAAGGAGCCAGCGUGGUCGCUUUGACGAGGACCUUGCCAAGACUCCAGGUCCUGCGGCGCUCCGAGUGGCCGUGGAUGUGUACAAGAAAAGGGCGCCCGCAUACACCAUGGCAGCCCGACCAAAACAUGGAGAGGGCAAAGCAGUGAAGCCCGGGCCGGCAGACUACAACGUAGGCCAGGUGACGCUGAUCAAGCCCCAGGCGCCUGCCUCCACUUUUGGGAUCCGGCAUUCCCUCUACACAACCCCCCUCAUCGUGGAAUAAGACAGCACAGUCUGGAAGGCCGUUGGGGGAGAAGAGAGAGUAGCCAACAUCCAGUCUCCUUCUGAUCCCAUUUCCCUUCAUCCAGUUGGGCUUUUGCCCGUUAUACUAUUAGAUGUUAGUGUUAGGAGUAAGUCAUUAAUAAAUUAAUUAAAAACCUUA
Molecule: messenger RNA, 604 nt
Organism: Coturnix japonica (Japanese quail)
Lineage: Eukaryota; Metazoa; Chordata; Aves; Galliformes; Phasianidae
Source: RefSeq, a predicted model, not a curated record